AUGGCAGAAAGUGACGCUCUGUGCGCUUCGGCACCACCUGAACCUCGAGCCUCCGGAAAGCAAAAGUCGAACGCCAAGAACCAGAAUAAGACACCUGCUCCGAAAAGAAGAUGCGUUUCAACAGCGUGCAUUGCAUGCAGAAAACGUAAAUCUAAGUGUGACGGGAACACGCCUAGUUGUGCUGCUUGCUCUUCAGUUUACCACACGCCAUGCAUUUACGACCCGAACUCGGACCAUCGACGAAAAGGGGUUUACAAGCAACAUAUUGACAACUUGAAGAACCGCAACUCCACUCUUCAGACUCUAGUGGAAGCUAUUCUCAAUUAUGAUGAAGAUGACGCCUGGGACCUUGUUCGGCAGAUGCGCAUGAGUAAUGACCUGGAGGCUGUAGCGGAGUCCAUCCUGAAACGACAGUCUAAGCCAUGUGACAUUGAGCCACAACCUCUCCCUCAGGAGGAUGAUCAAUCUGCAAUAGCGAGUGUACCGCAAUUUGAAUCGGAGUUGGCAGGGAGAAUGAGCGAACUUCGACUUGAUGGAACUGUUAAAUAUGUUGGAGGAACCUCAAAUCUAGUAUUCUUGCCGAUGAGCCCCGACCCUGACGAUUCUGAUUCGGGCAUGGUCCGUUCUGGAGAGAAUCAGCAUCCUUCCGAUAACCUUAUUACAUGCUGGACUACAGUUACAAAAAAUAAAGAGUUGAUUUGCCAUCUUCUUACAAUGUACUUUACGUGGCAUUACCCCUAUUUCACUACCCUGUCGAAAAGCUUGUUCUAUCGAGAUUACGUACGUGGUCGGCCUAGCCAACACUGUUCAGCAUUACUUGUCAAUUCCAUGCUCGCACUUGGCUGUCAUUUUAGCGCAUGGCCUUCUGCGCGUGAAGACCCGAACGACUCGGGGACUGCAGGUGACCAUUUUUUUCGGGAAGCGAAGCGAUUAACUUUAGAAAAUGAUGAACACGAGAAAGCUAGGCUUUGCAAUGUGCAAGCUUUCGCACUCAUGUCCGUACGGGAAGCAGGCUGUGGCAGAGAAGGUUCUGGUUGGGUAUACAGUGGCAUGAGUUUUCGAAUGGCGUAUGACCUUGGUUUAAACGUGGAUGCGACAGGAAUUGGCUCCAACCGACUGAAAGAUGAAGACAUCGACGCUCGUAGGAUAACAUUCUGGGGGUGCUAUUUAUUUGAUAAAUGUUGGUCAAAUUACUUAGGUCGGCAACCUCAACUAUCGGGCGCACAGAUUACUGCACCAAAAGCAGAAGUUUUUCCAGAAGAAGAUUCAGAAAAUUGGUCCCCCUACACUGAUUCCGGUGUUUCACGGGAGCAUGUUCAACCUGCACGAACGCGUGCUGUUGCUUUGCAGAUUUCCAAACUGUGUGAAAUAAGCAGCGAUUUGAUGUCAAGCUUCUACAACCCUAUCCCUGUAAACCGGCAUAUGGGGAAACAAGAGGAGCUACGAAGGUUAAGCCAAUUGCACACAAGAUUAGAAGCAUGGAAAAAGUGCCUUCCCAAAGAAAUGGAGCCAAAAGAUGGCCAGCUACCUCAGGUCUUGCUAAUGCAUAUGUUCUUUCAACUUCUGUACAUACACUUGUACAGACCCUUUUUGAAGUACACAAAAGCCACUUCUCCACUCCCGCAACAUGUCUCGCCAAGAAAACUGUGUACUCAAAGCGCCAUCACAAUAUCGCGUCUUCUUCGAAUCUAUAAACGGACUUAUGGCCUGCGUCAAAUCUGCAAUGUUGCGGUGUAUAUCGUGCAUUCUGCCUGCACAAUCCAUCUCCUCAAUCUUCCCGAUAAAACUGCCAAACGCGAUAUUAUAUAUGGCCUUAAAAAUCUAGAGGAAAUUGCAGAUAGCUGGCCUUGCGCUCGCAGAACGCUGCGGAUAUUAGACUUAUCUGCCCAGAAAUGGAAUGUUGCUCUUCCUGCAGAGGCAGCUGCUGUGUUAGAGCGGUCGCAUGCCAAAUUUGGUUCCUGGGCCUCUUGGGACCAAGUACACUCUCCAUCCACUUCGGAUGAAUCAAUUAAAUUGACAAGUUGCGAGGCUCCGUCUGUCGCAUCUACCCGUGGAUCGACCCCGGAAGAAAGCCCUCAGGUUUCUCUUGUAUUUACUAGCCAGUCUCCGGCUGUGCAGGCCAGACAUUCUGUUAUAGCACAUCAUCCGCAGUCAGACCAUCGAGGCGAAGAUUUCACGUCUACACAUAUACUAUCCCAACACAUACAAAGCAACUCACCCCAGGUACCUACGGCAACCAACCCUUUCUUAGAAGUAAGUGCGGGGGCAAAAUUACAAGGCGAGGACGCUCCGGUAACCUUGCCAGUCACGAAUACUAUACCUUCUAAUAUAGAGGCCCCUCAAUAUUCUUGUUUUCCAACCCUUGAUAAUCUCGUAGAAGAGAGUCGAGAUUGGUGGCUUCAAGAUCAAAGUGCCCUCGCCUUGGGCAUAGAUAACUGGCCUUGGGGCAAUCCAGAUCUAGACAUUGAUGUUGUUCAAAAAAUACUAUCGACAAAUACAUCGACACCUUCAUUUAGCGACAGCAAUCAUAUCACACCCAAUCAAGUUAACACCGUCGCUAGCUCUUCUCUAGGGGUCCCUAUUACACCCCAUACUUAUACUGAAAGCUAUUUUGGGACCGGGCCGGCACCCGAAGUUAAUGGCCCGCGGCCCUUUACUGCCCCCCCUCUCGAAGAUCAUAAGCCGGGCCAAUUGUAUUAUUAG
Ophidiomyces ophidiicola is the source of this 2703-nucleotide messenger RNA. RefSeq lists its product as uncharacterized. Gene Ontology annotation, biological process: DNA-templated transcription; regulation of DNA-templated transcription. Lineage: Eukaryota; Fungi; Ascomycota; Eurotiomycetes; Onygenales; Onygenaceae. Gene Ontology annotation, molecular function: DNA binding; DNA-binding transcription factor activity, RNA polymerase II-specific; zinc ion binding. Bases 1 to 2703 code for a protein of 900 amino acids. The record is from RefSeq and is a predicted model, not a curated record. The transcript is spliced from 5 exons.